Rangifer tarandus platyrhynchus (Svalbard reindeer) is the source of this 450-nucleotide messenger RNA. The record is from the annotation of a GenBank genome assembly. NCBI's taxonomy places the organism in Eukaryota, Metazoa, Chordata, Mammalia, Artiodactyla, Cervidae.
AUGGCUGUUGGUAAAAGAAUCCACCUGCAAUGCAGGAGACCCUGGUUCAAUUCCUGGGUUGGGAAGAUCUGCUGGAGAAAGGAUAGGCCACCCACUCCAGUAUUCUUGGGCUUCCCUUGUGGCUCAGCUGAUAAAGAAUCCACCUGCAAUGUGGGAGACCUGGGUUCGAUCCCUGGGUUGGGGAGAUCCCCUGGAGAACUGAAAGGCUACCCGCUCCGGUAUUCUGGCCUGGAGAAUUCUGUGGACUCUAUUGUGGGGUCAGAGAGUCAGACACGACUGAGCAACUUUCACAAGUUUAUGCUUAUGUUUCCUCUACCUCACACAAUGCUUGUCUCCUUAUUCAUGUGUGUACCUAAACUUCUGAGAGGAAGCAGUCCACCCUUGUGCUCCAUUAAACUUCUCUUGCUAAAGUUACCAGUGGUAUCACACCAAAGCCAAGUCAAUUCUUGA